This is a messenger RNA of Echinops telfairi (small Madagascar hedgehog), 4075 nucleotides long. RefSeq names its product G protein-coupled receptor 22 (gene GPR22). Bases 1343 to 2644 code for a protein of 433 amino acids. The transcript is spliced from 4 exons. The record is from RefSeq and is a predicted model, not a curated record. Gene Ontology annotation, biological process: G protein-coupled receptor signaling pathway. NCBI's taxonomy places the organism in Eukaryota, Metazoa, Chordata, Mammalia, Afrosoricida, Tenrecidae. Gene Ontology annotation, cellular component: membrane. Gene Ontology annotation, molecular function: peptide binding; G protein-coupled receptor activity.
GUGAACGCACUGCAUCUCUCUGCAGUGGAGAGAAGCGACAAGAUGCUUAUUGAUUCCACAGUAGGAAGAGUGAGAGACUGCAGCAGCCUCUAAGCAGCACGACAUGUUCUAUACAUUAGCAGGACUGCUGAAACAAUGGCACAGUAAGGCACUUAUUUUUCUUAAGGUCAUUUUCGAAGAGAUGUGCCUGACCCUCUUUCCCUAGUCCUACUAACAAGUGAACAAAAUGAAUCAAUCAAACUGGAAACGCUUCAACUACAUCAAGAAUCUAUCAAAUCCUUACCCGAGGGUCCACAGUCACUAAUUCAGUAUUUACAACUGCCCUAAUGAAGAAUGCAACAGAGCAAGCAAGCAUCUCCAUGGCUGUCUAAGCCACGGACUGCAGGAUGGUCUUCUAACACAGGAUUUUAAGGCAUUAAGGAGUUAAAAUCGGGGACGAGAUCUACAUUGUUACCGGGAUAUAACAAGUCAGUGGUGUCCUAAGAAGAUGCUAGAGAAAAGCUGCAAAAGAGAAAGCAUCAUAACUGUAAAAGCCUGAAAACAAAAUGGUGAGAAUUUUUAACGGGGGAGUUUAUACUUUAACAUACCAGAAUUAUGGAUGCUACUGGUUCUUGAAGAAGCAGGAAAUGUGAAUUUCCAAAAGGAGAAUGUAUUUACUUCACCAGCAAGUUAAAGGAAGCUUUAACAAAUAUUUGCUGCACUAUUCUGAUAUUCAUAUCAAUUGAUAUGACUAAUGGAUUUUUCCAUCUGAGUUUUAUGACCAAUUAAGUAUCCUCUUCUAAUGAAAGGAAACCAAAUUAAGUAGCAGGUGGUUUUUAUCAAAAAGAACAUGGACUGGAUUUAUAAAACAAAGCAAGUUAUGUGAUCAAGAAACCAUUUUAAAAUAAUGAGGAUUGCUUCAUACACUUGUAAUUUACAAAAGGAUGUCUAAAUACAUUAUAGAAGCUAGAAACCGUAUGUUUCCUUUUUGGUUUCCACACAUCCUGGAAUAUAAAGAGACACUAUCAUAUAUCCCUUCCAAGGGAAACAUAAUUCUUAUCUUUUGAGGAUAGUUCCUCUUGGUCGUGACUUCUUAAAGCAAAACAAAGUAUUAUGCACUGGGUUUUAGAAAUGCAUCAGCCAACUCAAUUUCACAAUUCAUGCAGUUGAAGUAUUGGAGAGAAAAAUGAAAGCAUUCCUACAAGACAUGAAAUAAGCACAGCUUCUUCAGUGUUGUCAGGUGAAAAUUCAUGUCAAAAGUCUGGCAAUGGCAUCGUGUAUCAAUUUGUGAAAAACUGCCAUAGAGAGCCAAAAGGCCCCUAAGGCAACAGCAAACAGGAAAAACACCAACUGCUCCAAAAGAAUGUGUUUUUCUCCCAUUCUGGAAGUCAACAUGCAGUCUGAAUCUAACAUUACAGUGCGAGAUGACAUUGAUGCCAUCAACACCAACAUGUACCAACCACUCUCAUAUCCAUUAAGCUUUCAAGUGUCGCUCACCGGAUUUCUUAUGUUAGAAAUCGUGUUGGGACUUGGCAGCAACCUCACCGUACUGGUACUUUACUGCAUGAAAUCCAACCUAAUCAACUCUGUCAGUAACAUUAUUACAAUGAAUCUUCAUGUACUUGAUGUAAUAAUUUGCGUGGGGUGCAUCCCUCUAACUAUAGUUAUCCUUCUGCUUUCUCUGGAGAGUAACACCGCUCUCAUCUGCUGCUUCCACGAGGCUUGUGUAUCUUUUGCAAGUGUCUCCACAGCAAUCAACGUGUUUGCUAUUACUUUGGACAGAUAUGACAUCUCGGUAAAACCUGCAAACCGAAUCCUGACAAUGGGCAGGGCUGUAAUAUUAAUGGUAUCCAUAUGGAUUUUCUCAUUUUUUUCCUUCCUGAUUCCCUUUAUGGAGGUCAAUUUUUUCAGCCUUCCGAGUGGAAAUACGUGGGAAAACAAGACACUUUUGUGCGUCAGUACAAAUGAAUACUACACUGAACUGGGAAUGUAUUACCAUCUGCUGGUACAGAUCCCAAUAUUCUUUUUCACCGUUGUCGUCAUGUUAAUCACGUACACCAAAAUACUUCAGGCUCUUAAUAUUCGAAUAGGCACAAGGUUUUCAACAGGGCAGAAGAAGAAAACAAGAAAGAAAAAGACCAUUUCUCUAAGCACGCAGCAUGCGCCCACAGACCUGUCUCAGAGCAGUGGGGGCAGGAACGUGGUCUUCGGGGUAAGGACUUCGGUGUCCGUCAUCAUUGCCCUCCGGAGAGCGGUGAAACGACACCGGGAACGACGCGAGAGGCAAAAGAGGGUCUUCAAAAUGUCCUUACUGAUUAUUUCUACAUUCCUUCUCUGCUGGACACCAAUUUCUGUUUUAAAUACCACCAUUUUAUGUGUAGGCCCAAGUGACCUUUUGGUAAAAUUAAGAUUGUGUUUUCUAGUCAUGGCGUAUGGAACAACCAUAUUUCACCCUCUAUUGUACGCAUUCACUAGACAAAAAUUUCAAAAGGUCUUGAAAAGUAAAAUGAAAAAGCGAGUUGUUUCUAUCGUAGAAGCUGACCCCAUGCCUAAUAAUGCUGUAAUACACAACUCGUGGAUAGAUCCUAAAAGGAACCCCAAAAUUACCUUUGAAGACAGUGAAAUCAGAGAGAAAUGUUUAGUACCUCAGGUUGUCACAGACUAGAGCAAUGUCUAAGUUUCACCAAAAUCACACUCGGAUGGGUUUUACAUGGAAAUUGUAAAAAGUAAAAUUACUGCCAAAUGGAAAGGGGAAAAAUUUUUAAGUAUUGGUUAUGUUGUAAAUUUUCAAUGUAAAUGUCAAUUAGAUUAGGCCAUAUAUAUUCAAUUUCUUCAUUACUUAAUGUAUUUGUUGCAUGGCAGUUUGUUGCAGUAACAUCCUGUGUAUAUUUUGUCACUAUUAUGUCCAUCAGAAGAUAUUAAUGUAAGUCAUAUUUUCUAAAGAAUAAAUUAAUAGCCUUAAAACAAGUGUACAACUUUGCAAAUGAAACCGACAUAGGUAGCCUUGAUUUUUUUUAUAACGUGCAUUGUUUCUAAGAUACUAACUACAGACGUGUUUGUAUGAUGACAAUUCAAAUCACACUUUAAUAAAAAACCAAAAAGCAUAGACUCAAAACCGUUAAAACAAUACACGAUUUUCUGUACUAUUACACUGUUUUCUGAUGUAGGCCACUUGCUAUAAUAUUUGAAACAUAAAACAAAACUACGUAUGAAACAUACUUUUUGAAUGUAAAAAAGCUAUAGCAUUGAUCAGAAUUCUAAAACUCAAAAACCAGAUAAUAAGCAACCCUAGCACACCAAAGCUAGGGAAAGUUUAAAAUUCCAUUUACUAGGGGAAAAGUUGGGUUUUCUAGGGCCCAGGGCACUAUACCCGUAGCAUACAAAGAACCCAACAAUAAAGAGAAGGAAGAGCAGAGCGCAAACAAGGCUCUUCCCUCCUCACCCUGCUUUAAGCUCAGUCAAACGCAUCGGGUUCGUACAGUGCACGAACAUGAACAGAUUGCCCACCGUUCCCCAUCUUAGCCUUUCAUUAAAAUAGAAGAUAGCCAUCUCUAUCUAAAUGCCAGGAAGAAUAAAAGACAAACAAACAAAAGACUCUAUCACAGGUGGAAAAGCUAAUAGAGCCGACCAACUGUUUCUAAUUUUGAGAUAAUCAGGAACUUCAGAGUGAUGCAGUUUACACAAUACUCCUAUGCUAUCAUACUACCAGUAUUUCAGACUAUAAAGUUCUGUUCCUACUCUGAAAAAUCAGUAACUUACUCCCUGUUAAAUUCCACACCACUUAUUUUAACUUUAAAUAUUUUCUCUCCAAUCCUCUAAUCACACUGGAAAGCUAUGAAAUAACUAAUCCCAGCUAUAAAUUCUCAAGAUUGGGAAUCUCAUAUCCGUUUCCUAGUGUUACAAUCUAGUAGCCUAUCAAUGAGUGCUUUAGAAAAUUAGCAAUCGGUCACUCAAAAUGGACAAGUCCUCGCUACCUUAAAAUUAGUUAACUUGAUUACUUUGUAUUCUGUUUUUUUAACACUGCAUUCACUAAAAUCAAGUAACAACUCAGUUUUAAGCAGAAAAAAUGUGGCAAACACCUCAGUGAUAUAUUACU